GGGCCAGCUGCCCUGCCGGUACCCUCACGGUACCGAGACAAAAUCAUUCAGCCAAUGUGCCGCCUAUCUUUGCUGAAGUGCUUUCUUUGUUUCUAGCGCGGGAUGCAUUUCCGCCGUUCGUCAAUCAAGAUUGCAAUAUGGAAUGCUGGGGUGCCGCCCAUUCUCAAAGAAUGGCGAUUGGGCACGCCAUCUUGCUACUCUAUCUUCUCAUCACGAUAUACACGGCGGAGUUGUGGCAGGAGCUUGAUCCCCAAAGGCAGAUCAAGCGGACACCAGCGUUCUUCCUGGCCCUCGAUGGGGUAGAAUUCGCGAUGGUAUUCUGCAAAAUCUUCCUGCGCGAAUCUCCUUCUGCCUUUUUUGUGAUCGUGGUGGUCAUUCUUACGCGAAUGAUGGGGUUCUCCUUCACCUUCAAAUUGAACAAUGUUGCUUGGCUAUCGCCACGCUCACGGGCUGGGCGGCUAUUUACCUCUGCGCCUACCUCGUCGCCCAUUACCGAUACUACCGCGUUCCGUUCUUCGAGGCCCGCGGCCAUGACUCGGCGGACAAGUUUUUGUCGUUGUUUGCGAAAGGCGGGCAGAGGGCCAAGUCAGCAAUGUAGGUUCAUGCUCGGGUUUUUUCUGGGGCUGUUUUGGGGAGGCUGAACGAGUCCUCCGGUGGCGAACGGGAAGGUGUUCUCACUAGCAAAAUUUCGCACUCUCACGCACUUGAGGAUGGAGGUCGCCGUAACUCCACCUCGACUGCCCAGGUUGACGCCAGUGCGGUACGUUCUGUUCGGAGCAUGCGAAAUCAAAAGUGAGACGCCUAACAGGAGGUGGAACAUUGCAGCGUCAUCCGGGAGUGGCAGACCAGCGGCCAGCUCCCGAAGCACUACGCCGCGACGUAUCUUGACCUGCGCCUGGCGGAAGACCUCUUCCUGACCCAGGCGGUUGCAAUGUGGGCGGGGAAAGAUUUGGGCAAGGAGAAACUCUUGAAAUUGCUGUCUCAGCCUUUGUUCUAUGAAACAUGC
This is a messenger RNA of Fimicolochytrium jonesii, 1006 nucleotides long. RefSeq lists its product as uncharacterized. Lineage: Eukaryota; Fungi; Chytridiomycota; Chytridiomycetes; Spizellomycetales; Powellomycetaceae. The coding region runs from base 138 to 641 and encodes 167 amino acids. The record is from RefSeq and is a predicted model, not a curated record. The transcript has 3 exons.